AUGAAGCCACUUAUUUUACUCACCAUUUUAACACUCCACGUGAACUGUCACAACCUCAUUACUCAUUGUGACAAAAUAUACUCGCUGGCAUGUUUUAAACUGGACGCGGCCAACUGGCUGGACCGUUUCGGUAUAAAUCCCGAAUUCAGCGUAAUACCGGGAGUGACUUUCGUCCAGAACCCUGGAAAUGUAAAAGUGCUUAGCAACGAGUUAGAAGAGGAAGUUGCCAGGGAGUUUCCCGACGAUGAGUCUGCCCAAGCCGAUCAGUUUCUCAUAAGAAAAUUGAGGAGUUUCUUGAGUGAUCAUACGGUGAAGUUGAACUUGUACAGUUUGUUUUAUGAAGGUGAUUCGGAGGCGAGAAAAGACAAAAAAGGUGGUGAAAAUGGCGGUGUGAUGAUAGCAGUAGGUGCGAUGAUUAUGGGGCUCUUACUGGCUUUAGCUAUGGGUGGUUUGACCGCUUUAGCUGGAAAAGCUUUAUUAACGGGACUGGUGUCUUUGGUGCUGGCAACUAUAAUCGGUUUGAAAGAGCUGACCAGCGGGAAAACUUACGUGAGUCAACCGGUUCCUGUUUUGCAUGAGGGAUGGGAGCAAUUUGCGCAGAGAAGAGGAGAGAUUGUGAGGGAACAAUAA
Messenger RNA from Anthonomus grandis grandis, 630 nucleotides. RefSeq lists its product as uncharacterized. The coding region runs from base 1 to 630 and encodes 209 amino acids. The transcript has a single exon. Lineage: Eukaryota; Metazoa; Arthropoda; Insecta; Coleoptera; Curculionidae. The record is from RefSeq and is a predicted model, not a curated record.